Messenger RNA from Anopheles darlingi, 1651 nucleotides. It is a transcript of the gene Den1, whose product is annotated as sentrin-specific protease 8. Lineage: Eukaryota; Metazoa; Arthropoda; Insecta; Diptera; Culicidae. Gene Ontology annotation, biological process: proteolysis. The coding region runs from base 151 to 807 and encodes 218 amino acids. The transcript has a single exon. The record is from RefSeq and is a predicted model, not a curated record. Gene Ontology annotation, molecular function: cysteine-type peptidase activity; deNEDDylase activity.
UCGUUCAAACCACGAACUCACGAAUCUCAGCUGUCACAACAAACGGGGCACUCACGCGAGGGUUUGUUUUGAUUUUCCGCGACGAGAGAAAAAAAAUCUGGUAAAAGGAAAAUUGUUCUGUGCGAAACUUAUCACUAGAAAAGUAAAAUAAUGUGCGCCCAGAGGCAGAGUGAGGACGUGAUUGCGCUAAACUUUCACGAAUCGUGCCUGCGCCUAUCGGAUGUGGAGCUGCUGAAGGGCCCGCACUGGCUGAACGAUCAGAUAAUAUCGUUCUACUUCGAGUACCUGGAAAAGCGCGUGUUCGAGAGCGAACCGGACCUGCUGUUCGUCAGCCCGGAAGUGACGCAGUGCAUCCGUAUGGUCUCCCGGGAGGAGGUGGGCAUCUUUCUCGAUCCCCUGCGUGCCACCGAGCGUUCGUUCGUGUUCUUUGCCCUCAACGAUAACCAAUCCGCCGAUCAGGCCGGUGGCACACACUGGAGUCUGCUGGUGUUUUCCCGGCCCGAGAAAGCGUUCUAUCAUUUCGAUUCCUCGCACAACGCGAACGUCGAUUCUGCGCGCCAACUGGUGGCGGUACUGGCACGGCCACUACGCUGUCCGGAUGCCCAGAUACGUACCGGCGAUUGCUUACAGCAAAGCAACGGAUACGAUUGCGGCAUCCACGUCCUCUGCACCGUUGAUGUGGUUACGAAACAGAUUCGAAAGAGUGGCCAAGUGGCCGGUGUUCGCAGCGCACGGUACGACGUGAUACGUUCCAAGCGCGAUUUGCUGCUCGAGACCAUCGUCCAGCUGGGCGGAAGAAUUAAGUAGCGCAAACCGGUGACAACAAGCAGACAAAACCAAAAAUUCAUUGUGAUUAUCAUACCAGGUGUAUGCAUAUGAAACCGCCCUCCGUGUUUUUACAGCGAUAUAUAUGCCAAAUGGAACCGUAGAACCAUCCUCAAUGUUUCUCUUUGUUCGUUCGGCAUUCGGUGCGCAAUAGUUCUAAUUUCACACUACAACCAAUAUUUUCAUUGUGCACAAAAUGGCAAGUUCCGUCCCUAAAAACUGGAAAAUCCGGACAUCGUUCAUUUUCUGCUUCCAUUUUCGAAAAUAGGCGACAGAAUCGCAUCACAUGGUUAUUGAAACUUACGGUGAGCAUGCUCUUCAUGAAACACAGUGCAAAGAGUGGUUAAAAAAUUUAAAAAAGGCGAUUUUGAUGUGACAAACGAGAACCGCGGGAAACCACCGAAUACGUUGGAAGACACCGAAUUGCAUUUCGUAUUGGGCGAAACGGUUAUUAGUGAGCUAUACAAACAACACUUAAUCGAUUUGGAUCGUGAAAUCCGCAUAAAUCGACCGGAAUAUCGAAAUUGAUAAAACAGACCGAUUUUGCUCGAUGAAAAUGCUCCGCCACACCGCGGAAAACCGGCCAAGAAGACUAUACAAGACCUGAAUUGGGAUCAUUUGUCGCUUGCGGCUAACUCACCAGACUUGGCUUUAUCGAAUCAACACUCAUUUGCAUCGCUGGGACAGAUACUGGCCCAGCAGCGCUCCAGGCCGCAUCAAACCAGGCCGAAUGAUUGGUUUGAUACAAAACACCGACUUGUUUUUUUGCGAAGCAUCUGUAAAUUGCCUAAAAGAAAGGAAAAAUGUAUAGCUAACUAUUGCCAUU